Messenger RNA from Microthlaspi erraticum, 1389 nucleotides. The record is from the annotation of a GenBank genome assembly. NCBI's taxonomy places the organism in Eukaryota, Viridiplantae, Streptophyta, Magnoliopsida, Brassicales, Brassicaceae.
AUGAUAGAGAAGUGCAUAGGAACGCAUCGGUUUCGGAGAUUACAGAGGUUCUUGCGUCAAGGGAAGGUGACGCUUCUCUGCCUCGUCCUCACCGUCGUCGUCAUGCGUGGCAUAAUCGGAGCCGGUAAAUUCGGUACGCCGGAGCAAGACAUCGAGGAGAUCCGCGAGCAUUUCUUCUACACGCGCAAACGCGCCGAGCCUCACCGCGUCCUCGUCGAGGUCUCAACCAAAACGACGUCGUCGUCAGAAGACGGAAAUGGGAACAACUACGAGACCUUCGACAUCAACAAGAUAUUCGUCGACGAAGGAGACGAAGAGAAAUCCGAAGACCGGACUAAUAAACCGUAUUCGCUCGGUCCCAAGAUCUCCGAUUGGGACGAGCAGAGGCGUGAUUGGCUCAAGCAAAACCCGAAUUUCCCGAAUUUCGUGGCGCCAAGCAAGCCCAGGGUGCUGCUCGUCACCGGUUCAGCUCCUAAACCGUGCGAGAAUCCGGUUGGAGACCAUUACCUAUUGAAAUCGAUAAAGAACAAAAUCGAUUACUGUCGAAUUCACGGAAUCGAGAUCUUCUACAACAUGGCUCUGCUCGAUGCUGAGAUGGCUGGGUUCUGGGCUAAGCUUCCGUUGAUUCGGAAGCUGCUCUUGUCUCAUCCUGAGAUCGAGUUUCUGUGGUGGAUGGACAGUGACGCCAUGUUCACGGAUAUGGUUUUCGAGCUUCCAUGGGAGAGGUACAAGGAUUACAACCUCGUGAUGCAUGGCUGGAACGAGAUGGUUUACGACCAGAAGAAUUGGAUUGGUUUGAAUACUGGAAGCUUCCUGCUUCGGAACUCUCAGUGGGCGCUGGAUCUGCUCGACGCUUGGGCUCCGAUGGGCCCGAAAGGGAAGAUCCGAGAAGAAGCGGGUAAAAUCCUGACCCGGGAGCUGAAAGACCGACCCGCGUUCGAAGCGGACGAUCAGUCGGCGAUGGUUUAUCUGCUGGCGACGGAGAGAGAGAAAUGGGGAGGCAAAGUGUAUCUGGAGAGUGGUUACUACUUGCACGGUUAUUGGGGGAUUUUGGUGGACCAGUACGAGGAGAUGAUCGAGAAUCACAAACCGGGUUUCGGGGACCAUCGCUGGCCGCUCGUGACGCAUUUCGUCGGGUGUAAACCGUGCGGGAAAUUCGGAGAUUAUCCGGUGGAAAGGUGUCUCCGGCAGAUGGAUAGAGCGUUUAACUUCGGAGACAAUCAGAUCCUUGAGAUGUAUGGGUUCACGCAUAAGUCGCUUGGGAGCCGGCGCGUGAAACCCACGCGAAACCAGACGGAUAGGCCGCUCGAUGACAAGGACGAGUUUGGGCUGCUUCAUCCGCCGUUCAAAGCGGUCAAGCUCACCACCACCACGACUACGACGACGUGA